CUUAAUCAAUCAAUCAAUCUAUUACUAAUUACUAAUUGGAUUAUUAAAAAUCUAUUUACAGUAAUGAUGUAUUAAAUUCUCACACUCUCUCAACUUUCUUCAUUCCCGUCAAAACCGUUUUAGAGAAAACCCGCAAAUCGCAGACAUGUCCUUCACCGUUGACGACAACCACUUCUCCGCCGGCGAUGACACCUACUCCGGUUACGGAGGAUUCUCCACCUUCUCCGCCGAUGAUGUCCCCGUAGAUCACACAGAAGCAGUACCGGAGUCGCCGGAGAUAUUCGGAUUCAGCGAUCAGGAUCCAAGUUACGCUCAGUCUCCCUUCGAACCAGUGCAUGGACUGGAAAACGGAAACGGUUACGGCGUCGAUGGUGACGACAUUUUUGUCUCCGAUGGACCUGUGCUUCCUCCUCCCGGUGAGAUGGAACCGGAGGAAGGUAACGUUCUUCGGGAAUGGCGCCGUCAAAAUGCUAUUCAGCUAGACGAGAAGGAGAAAAGGGAAAAAGAAAUGAGAUUGAAGAUUAUUGAGGAAGCUGAGGAUUAUAAAGUGGGUUUCUAUGAGAAAAGGAGGCUCAAUGUUGAGACAAACAAGGUUCAAAACAGAGAAAGGGAGAAGUUAUACCUGGCUAAUCAAGAGAAUUUUCACAAAGAGGCCGACAAAAAUUACUGGAAAGCAAUUGGGGAGAUAAUUCCUCGUGAGGUUGCCAACAUUGAGAAGAAGAGAGGCAAAAAGGAUCAGGACAAGAACCCAUCAGUUACUGUCCUCCAAGGCCCAAAGCCAGGCAAACCCACCGAUCUUUCUAGGAUGCGGCAGAUACUGUUAAAGUUGAAGCAUACUCCACCAACUCACAUGAUUCCUCCUCCACCUGCACCUGCUAAAGACUCCAAAGAUGGGAAGGAUGGAAAAGAAACAGCAAAAGACUCCAAAGAUGGGAAGGAUGGAAAAGAAACAGCAACUAAACCAAAUGGAUCAGCACCAGAAAGUGCACCUGAAUCACAACCAAAGGAUGCUGCCGAUAACGGUACUGCAGAUUUACCCCAGAAAGAAGCUCCUGCUACUGAGGAACAGCCUGCUGCAUAAUUCUGUGUAUCAUACUUGAGAUCUCACAAUCUUUCUUUUGUUCAUUUUUCCCUUGCAUUCUUAACUGGUUUUUUGCAUGCUUUUAGUUUGUAUGGCCUUUUUUGUUUGCAUUUUAUUGCCAACAUUCAGGUUUUGUAUCAAUUAAAUCCACUAUUGUCUAUUACAUGACCUUGGAAAUUCAAAUGUUACAUGGGUUUUAAUACAUUCUUUAUUAAUAACUAAGAGUGUCUUUUUUACAUUUAUGCUUAUAAUGGUUUACGGCUUUA
This is a messenger RNA of Trifolium pratense (red clover), 1347 nucleotides long. Its product is annotated as clathrin light chain 1-like. The transcript is spliced from 3 exons. Gene Ontology annotation, cellular component: plasma membrane; clathrin coat of coated pit; clathrin coat of trans-Golgi network vesicle. NCBI's taxonomy places the organism in Eukaryota, Viridiplantae, Streptophyta, Magnoliopsida, Fabales, Fabaceae. The record is from RefSeq and is a predicted model, not a curated record. The coding region runs from base 146 to 1081 and encodes 311 amino acids. Gene Ontology annotation, biological process: clathrin-dependent endocytosis; clathrin coat assembly; intracellular protein transport. Gene Ontology annotation, molecular function: clathrin heavy chain binding; structural molecule activity.